This is a messenger RNA of Sporisorium graminicola, 2868 nucleotides long. RefSeq lists its product as uncharacterized. Gene Ontology annotation, cellular component: nucleus. The record is from RefSeq and is a predicted model, not a curated record. Lineage: Eukaryota; Fungi; Basidiomycota; Ustilaginomycetes; Ustilaginales; Ustilaginaceae. The transcript is spliced from 2 exons. Gene Ontology annotation, biological process: regulation of DNA-templated transcription. Gene Ontology annotation, molecular function: DNA-binding transcription factor activity, RNA polymerase II-specific; transcription cis-regulatory region binding; zinc ion binding. The coding region runs from base 1 to 2868 and encodes 955 amino acids.
AUGAGCACGUCAACCAUGGCCACACCGAGCGCACCGCAAUCAGCCACAUCCAUGUCAGCACCUUCAUCCACGGCCAUCCGGUCCGUUUCGGUAUCCAACGACACCAGUCCACCGGCAAAGAGCACCGGCAACAGCAACGAAGACGAUUCAGACAAACCCAAACGCACGCAAACCUGCUUUCGAUGUCGACAGAGCAAAGUCAAAUGCGUGUUCGAAGGCGAUAACACAUCCUCGUGUCGAAGGUGCAUGCGUCUCGGUGUCAGUUGUGAACUGCAGGGGAAGAAGGAGCCGCUCAGUUGGCAGAUGCGCGUUCAGCACCAGCUCGCUGCUCUGGAGGGUUCGUUGCAGAGCUUUCUCGAGAAGCAGAUGGCGGGUGGAUCGUCGAGUCAGCAGCAUGCCCAUUCGUCGCCGUUCGAUGCGCACAGCGGCAGCAAGCGCACCAACUUUCCGAGGUCGCGCGACUCGCCCAGCGCCGGCUCGGUGCGGAUGCACGAGCGCGAGGGAGGUUCCAAGAAACGCAGACGCACUAUCGCAAGCGAUCCCAGAACGUCUUCCAACGAUAUGCCGCCAUUCGCAUACAGCAGCAGCGGUCACUCGCACGCAGCAGAGAGCCCCAUCUACGCCGACGUCAACAGCAAUUCCGCCUCGAGCUAUCCUUCCGCCACCCACUUGUCACCUCGGGAUGCCGAGCGAGCAGGGCAUGCGGCCAGCACAAUCGGCCUGUUGGGCUCGCUCGAAGCUACGGUGGCACAUGCGGGUUCGGGCAGCCUUGCCGAGGCGAGUGCGUCAUUGCACGACGACGAUGGUGUAACUACGACUGCCGAGCGUGGAGCGUUUCAGACCGACGACGAGCACGACCAGGCAUCUCGGCCUCUGUCGGCGAUCCAAAAGCUCAGGAUGAGCGUGCUAGAUCGCAAAAAGGAGUUAUCACGGUCGGGGGAGAGGGUGUUUCCCAACCUUUAUCGAAUGGCCACCUCGGACGUGGGCAGCAAAGAUCCACGACCCAACGUUAUCAAGCAAGACCUCGUUUCGCCAUCCGAUGCGGUGGUGCUCUUCCGCUUCUUUGCCGACUACCUCGACCAAUACAGCUUUGGUUUCCCUACAUACCGUCCCGAUGCCAUCAUGUCGCCCAUGAUCCUCACCUCGGUCGUGUGCGUUGCUUCCUUGCACCACGCUCAGCUCAACCGUCUUCACGUGCCGUUGAAGAGAGACCUCAUCGCACGUCUUCAGACCGACGACCCGAGCUUUCCAUGCUCUGACGUCUACGAGACGCUGUUUUCGUCGUCCUCUGCCUAUCGCUCGUCGCAUCUGCAGUCAAACCUGCAUUUUGAAAAGGAGCUUGAUCCGGAGUUGGGCAUAGGCGUGGAGGAGAUUGUGGGGGCGAGUCUGUUUGCGUCGUGGUUUGGCGGGAAACGGGCGUGGAUGGCGUCGAGGCUGGCGCGAUGGUGGUCGGCCAAGUUCUUGCGUCAGCAGCAGCAUCCGGCCAUGAUGACGAUGGGCGAGAUCAUGAGCAUCUUGCCGCCGCCGAGGGACUUGGGCAAGCAGGAUCUACUCCGUGUCUGGCUUAGUGCAUACAUCACCGAGAUCCAUCAAGCGUGCAUGGAGGGUACGCCGUCCAUCGCUGGGCUCUCGUCGCCCCAUGCGGUAUGCGACUCUUUGCAGUAUUCGAAAGGUCUUUCGCAGCGGACGACGCUGCGCGAUCGCGUGCUCAUCAUUCACUCGCGCAUUGCUUGGAUCUUGAGUAAAGCGUACCACAUUGCCGGAAGUGGAUCGGCCGAGUACGGGAAAGGCGACAAGCCGCCGACCAACACCACGUCCAACGACAGCCCGAGCCGUAGCUGCCAGUCAUGCCGCGACGGGUACAGCGGGGAGAACGCGGCGGCGGGUGUGACUGCGGGUGGACGAUCAGCAGCCACCGAAGCAGCUUCGUGCCUCCACGCCGUGCUCGGUGCGUUUGAAGACCUCGAUUCGUGUCAAGAGGAGAUGGCGGGUCGACUUGAUGCAGAUGCGAUCGGCGAGUCGGAGACUAUGCUCUACCUCGACCUGUUCUUGGCUAGAGUGUUGAUCGCCUCCAUCGGCUGUGACUUUUUGGAUUCGACACUAUGGGACGGCAGUCUAGGGCAGAUCUCGGGACACACGCGGGGUGGAUUGGACAAGACAUCCUCGUCAGAAGCGGAUCUGCAAAGCUUGAGGAGUAGGACUUUGCGGGAGAGUUUGACGCGCGGCGUGGAGGGUGCCUUGCGCUCGUUGGAACUCGUCUGCUUGCCCACGGUGAGUGGCGGCGGUGGGUUGGCUUCGCAGGGUGCUGGCGGGGCGGGUGAGGGCUGGAACGAGAUUUCACUCAACGUUCUCGUACUGCCGCUGUGGUUCCAUUGGGCGUUAACCAGGUCGGUGUUAUUCUUGAUGAAUGUUCUUGCCGAGUAUCCGGAGCGGCUGUUGCCUCGGGAUCGAUCAAGAAGCAUCGAGUUGAUCAAUAUGUUCCUCGACCUCUACUCGAAGCACAUCGGUCACGCGAACAUGGUGCUCAGUCACUCCUCGUCGAAUGCGGGGCAUCACCAUCAUCGGAGCGUCAAUUCGGAAGGAGGAGGCGGAGGCUACGCUUCCGCGUGGUCCCCCUCUGCUGGAGGCGGUGACACCCGUGACGAUCACCGACACGGCGCUAAUGGCAUCGGUGCGAAUGACAGCAGUGCGGAUCCGCCUGGCGUUGCGGCGGCAGGAGGAGGAGGAGGGACGUCAGCGAAUGAAGCAGCGUGGCAGCAAACCUCGGCGGGCGGUGCUUCGCAGGAGGUAAUCCAACACCCGGCGACGCCGCUGCUCGAUACGCUUAGCCAGUGUCUUACAUGGGCGCGCCAUGGAGGUGUCCUGUGA